AUGCCACUUCCAGAUUCAUUAAUAGCCGACGCUGAAUUAGCUGAUCCAGCAAUUGCAAAAUUACCAGCUCAUAAAGUCAACAAAGCAGAAUUACGUAAGGAAGAAACAUUAGCUCCAGAUGCUACUGAAAAAGAAAUAAAGACUGUUCAAACUGAUGAUGAUAAAUUAUUUACAAAUGCUGAAAAUGAAGCAGAAACAUGGAAUAAAGAACACGGAUUCAAAGACCCCAAAGAAUCUUUACUUCAAGAGGCAGAAGAUGUUGACCCAUCAAUUGCAAAAUUACCAGCCCAUAAAACAAAUAAGAAAGAAUUAAAAAAAGAAGAAACCUUGGGACCGGAUGCUACUACAAAGGAAGUAGACACAGUUGAAGACAAUGAUUUUUCAUUAGAUGAACAAAAAGCUUCAGAAUGGAACGCUCAACAUGGAUUUAAAGAUCCAAAAGAAACUUUAUUACAAGAAGCCGAAGAUGUUGAUCCUGCUAUAGCAAAAUUACCUGCUCAUAAAGUCAAUCAAAAAGAAUUAAAACAAGAGGAAACUUUAGGAGCAGAGGCAACUCCCGAAGAAAUCCACACAGUUGAAUCAAAUAAACUUCAUCAAGCUGAAGUGGAAGCUGCAAAAUGGAAUAAAGAACAUGGAUUUUGA
This is a messenger RNA of Lodderomyces pseudojiufengensis, 642 nucleotides long. RefSeq lists its product as uncharacterized. The transcript has a single exon. The record is from RefSeq and is a predicted model, not a curated record. NCBI's taxonomy places the organism in Eukaryota, Fungi, Ascomycota, Pichiomycetes, Serinales, Debaryomycetaceae. Bases 1 to 642 code for a protein of 213 amino acids.